Amoebophrya sp. A25 is the source of this 517-nucleotide messenger RNA. The record is from the annotation of a GenBank genome assembly. Lineage: Eukaryota; Dinophyceae; Syndiniales; Amoebophryaceae.
CGCCAAGCAGAUAGACAGCACCGAUUGUCACGGAACAACUCUUCUCGAUAUCAGCAUGGUCCACCAAGUAGAAACUUCCAUCAAGAGCCUAGAGACUCUCUCAAGUUGAGAUAUUCUUGUGCAGGCAGUCCGUCAAGCAGUCGAGGAGGAGGCGCGCCACUGCCUUUACAACAACUUGGGAGAGCCAAUACCAGAUCAGACUGCCACGAGGGUGAUACUGCCGCAACAGCGACUUCGUGCAUCUACGAUUGCGAUGACCACCUUGACGAGCCCUUAUCGGAAGGUGCGCAGUUCAAGCGCAUAAAGAACCACAGUAACCAGAACCAGAUCAUUUCAGGAUCAGGAGAAGCUAGACAAGAGUCUACAUCUUCUAGACCACACUCUGGAGAUACAAGAGGAGAUGUAGCCAAAGACGUUACUACCAAACUGUUGCAGAGGCAGAUGUUGCAAGGAGGCGGAGGCCCGGGUGGAGGUGAUGUUGCCCAAAAUAAAGCUAGGAUGACCAUAAAAUCAGCAG